Talaromyces rugulosus is the source of this 1845-nucleotide messenger RNA. RefSeq lists its product as uncharacterized. Gene Ontology annotation, biological process: vesicle-mediated transport; protein refolding; cellular response to unfolded protein. The record is from RefSeq and is a predicted model, not a curated record. Gene Ontology annotation, molecular function: ATP hydrolysis activity; ATP binding; heat shock protein binding. Gene Ontology annotation, cellular component: nucleus; cytoplasm; plasma membrane. The coding region runs from base 1 to 1845 and encodes 614 amino acids. NCBI's taxonomy places the organism in Eukaryota, Fungi, Ascomycota, Eurotiomycetes, Eurotiales, Trichocomaceae. The transcript is spliced from 9 exons.
AUGUCUGACGAAGUUUAUGAGGGUGCCAUUGGCAUUGACUUGGGUACUACCUACUCAUGUGUCGCCAAUUAUGAAGGCGCAAAUGUCGAAAUCAUCGCCAAUGAACAGGGAAGCUUCACCACGCCCUCGUUCGUCUCCUUCACCGAUAAGGAACGUCUUAUUGGUGAGGCAGCCAAGAACCAGGCUGCUAUGAACCCUGAAAACACUGUCUUCGAUAUCAAGCGUUUGAUCGGACGACGCUUCGAAGACCCUGUGGUCAAGAAGGAUAUCGAGUCCUGGCCUUUCAAGGUCGUUGACCAGGGUGGUAACCCCGUCGUCGAAGUCGAGUACCUCGGCGAAACCAAGACUUUCUCUCCCCAGGAAAUCUCCUCCAUGGUCCUCGUUAAGAUGAAGGAAGUUGCCGAAACCAAGCUCGGCAAGAAGGUCUCCAAGGCUGUCAUCACCGUUCCCGCCUACUUCAACGACAACCAGCGACAAGCUACCAAGGAUGCUGGUGCCAUCGCUGGACUGAAUGUCCUCCGUAUCAUCAACGAGCCUACCGCUGCUGCCAUUGCUUACGGUCUCGGCUCCGGAAAGUCCGACAAGGAGCGCAAUGUCCUCAUCUACGAUUUGGGUGGUGGUACUUUCGAUGUCUCCCUCCUUAACAUCCAGGGUGGUGUCUUCACUGUCAAGGCUACCGCUGGUGACACUCACCUUGGUGGUCAGGACUUUGACACCAACCUCCUUGAGCACUUCAAGAAGGAAUUCACACGCAAGACUAAAAAAGAUCUCUCUGGCGAUGCUCGUGCCCUGCGUCGUCUCCGUACCGCUUGUGAGCGUGCCAAGCGUACCCUUUCCAACGCCACCCAGACUACCGUCGAGAUCGACUCUCUCUUCGAUGGCGAGGACUUUGCUGCCCAGAUCACCCGUGCUCGUUUCGAAGACCUCAACGCCAAGUCAUUCUCCGGUACCCUGGACCCUGUCCAGCAGGUCCUGAAGGACUCUGGCAUGGAGAAGCGCGCCGUUGAUGAGAUUGUUCUCGUUGGUGGCUCCACCCGUAUUCCCCGUAUCCAGAAGCUCCUCAGCGACUUCUUCGACGGAAAGAAGCUCGAGAAGAGCAUCAACCCCGACGAGGCUGUUGCCUACGGUGCCGCCGUCCAGGCCGGUAUCCUCAGUGGCAAGGCUACUAGCGCUGAGACCUCUGACCUCCUCCUUUUGGAUGUCGUCCCUCUGUCUCUUGGUGUUGCCAUGGAGGGUAACAUCUUCGCCCCUGUCGUUCCUCGCGGCAACACUGUUCCUUGCCUUAAGAAGCGCACUUUCACCACUGUUGUUGACAACCAGCAAACCGUGCAAUUCCCCGUUUUCCAGGGUGAGCGUACCAACUGCGAGGACAACACCUCUCUGGGAGAGUUCACCUUGGCUCCUAUCCCCCCCAUGAAGGCUGGUGAGGCUGCUUUGGAAGUUGUCUUCGAGGUCGACGUCAACGGUAUCUUGAAAGUCACUGCCACUGAGAAGUCGUCUGGACGUACUGCCAACAUCACCAUCUCCAACGCUGUCGGUAAACUUUCCACCACCGAGAUCGAGCAGAUGGUUGAAGACGCUGCCAAGUUCAAGACCAGCGAUGAGGCUUUCAGCAAGAAGUUCGAAGCUCGUCAACAGCUUGAAUCCUACAUUUCCCGCGUAGAGGAGAUCAUCUCAGACCCCACCAUGUCGUUGAAGAUCAAGCGCGGAAACAAGGAUAAGAUCGAGUCGGCCUUGAGCGAUGCCAUGGGCCAGCUCGAAAUUGAUGACUCUACGCCUGAUGACCUGAAGAAGAAGGAGCUCGCCCUGAAGCGACUCAUCACGAAAGCCAUGGCUACCCGCUAA